This is a messenger RNA of Vicia villosa (hairy vetch), 21908 nucleotides long. RefSeq lists its product as uncharacterized. Gene Ontology annotation, molecular function: nucleic acid binding; zinc ion binding. The record is from RefSeq and is a predicted model, not a curated record. Lineage: Eukaryota; Viridiplantae; Streptophyta; Magnoliopsida; Fabales; Fabaceae. Bases 19997 to 21907 code for a protein of 636 amino acids. The transcript has 2 exons.
CCAAAAUUUGCCCUCUUUAUUUGAGAUAUAAGUUAAUAAUGACAUUUAUUUCGUCAUUCAAAAACGGAAGAAAAAUAAUAAAGAGUUCUUGAGAUGUUAAGGUAGUAAAGUGUGAAGAAUGGUUUAAAACAGUGAAAGUACGAGAAAAUUCACAAAUACUAUUUGGAAGGUGAUAUGAGUUAAGUUCCCGCGUUGUCCCCACUGUUUCGACGAUAUCUACAACUUUCGUGUUCGGCUCGGAAGCCAAUUCUUUGAGGAAGGUCGUCAAAUUUGCAAAUUAUUUGAGGUUUCGUAGUAAAAAACAGUGCUGAAUGUAGGGUUUCGUGCCUCGGAAAAUUCAUAUCUCCUAAUCCGCCUGUCGGAUUCGCUUGAAAAUUUAACUGGAGCUCCGUGUCAUCAUUACCAAGAUUUCAUAUGUUCGGACCAUCGGCCGAUUAUGCACCAAAAGUGCCCAGCAUUUUGAAGAACAUUGUAAUCUUUCGGUGAAAAGUGUGUUUUCGGGUAUGUCGCGCCGAGUUCAAAAAUUCAUAACUUCUUCGAUUUUUAUCGUAUGAAGUCCAUUCCGGCGGCAUUUUCUCGGAAAUUUCGUUAUCUUCGAUUCUUCGUCACACAUGCUAAGUCAGAUUUCGAGCCGAUGUUUGAGUUUUAUCACGUUCUUUGAGCGGUACUCGCAAAAUUCUGCACAGUCGCUCCAGAUGAACCGAUAUUUCUCGUCAUUCAAACGCGCAUGAUUUCCUCACCGUUUUUCGGAUUGAGACGAUUCUCGCGGCUACGAGUCACAAAUUUGGUCAUCUUCGCAGUGACGUUCGUUUUAUUUCCAAAUUUCGCACCGAGUCAUAUUUCCCCGAAAACGAGCAAAAAAGAGAUACGUCGGGGGCAUUUUUGACAUUUCACCAUUUAAACUAUAUAUACUUUUUUCCCUCUUUUUCUCUCAUAAUUCCACUUUUACCAAAAAUCACACAAACAACAUUCAAUUCUCUCUCCCUUCUCUCUAGAAUCAAAAUACAAAAAAUUAAAAAAAACUCAAGAACGUGAUGAUGAAGAUGAUGAAGAUCACCUAACUAAAACUCAUUGCCUCGCCGAUCGUCACCUUCUCAUACUGCCGCUCUAUACCGCUUGCCGAUUGUCACUCCUUCUCCGUGACGUCAGUCAACGAGGAUCCAAGCAACGCUGUCCGUCAUCACCGUUCGACGACGCAACGCUGUCUGUCAAGCUUCUCUCGAUCGUCGCCGUUCAAGCUUUGUUUUCGCAGCACUUCGUUCGGUUAGUUCUUCUUCAAUUCUUGUGUUGACAUGCUGAAGUAGAUUUAAUUAUAGUUGUUGAUGGAAAGAGUGAUGUAUAGACCUUAUUUGUGCUUUGUGUAGUAGUAAAUUGGCGUUACUAUCAGUUGAGGUAUCUUGAGAAUUGGUGGAGAUUUUUGAUAAUUUGUAUGCGUAAGGCUUGCGUUGUUUUGGUUAGGAAAUUUGCGAAAACGACGAUGAAAUUAAUUGGCGGAUGGCGUUGUUUAGUUAAAAUUGUGUGAAUCAAUCAAAGCUUAUAUGAGAAUUUGCUGUGCUUGAACCGAAUGAUGCGAUGAACUGUGAAAUGCUUCAUGUUAAAUCAGAAAUGAUACAGAGUAUUAAUAAAAAAUAUUGUUGGUGUGAUAAUGCUUGAAGUUGAUUCGUGAAGGGAAUAGAUGGAAAUUAAGUGUUGAUUGAUACAUUGAUUAGAGAAGAAUAUUAUUGUUGAAAUAUGCAUUCCAUGUGUUUGCCUAAAUGAUUGUAUGAUUGUAUGAUUUUAUUGUUUUUUGUUGAUGACAUUUAGUGUUAGAAUAAAGCAUGCUUGUGGUGCUCAUAAUCAUUUAAUCUUGUUGUUUUAAAAGUGUUGGUUUGAAGAAAUUCAUGAAAGUUUCGGUGGUGAUUAAAUGCUAUCAUUCUAAGCUUGUGCGUGAGUAUGGUUAAUGAAUGUUCGGUAACAAUAUGAUUGUGUAGUGUCAAUGGAGUUCAAAUAUACAUGCUGAAAAUUGUGGUUGUGUUUGAUGGAUAAUUGUUGGAAAUGAUAAUGAUAAUUGUUGCAUUUGUUGUAAGUUCUAGAUUGUUGCAAAUUAGUGAUUGAGAUAAUUGUGAGAUGAUGUGAUAAGGUGUUGGGAAUUGCUUCAUGAAGAAAUCUGAAUUGGAAAUGUAGUUUGUCGAUAGAGGGAAGCAUGGUUUAUGUGUGUAUUUUUUUUUAGUUAAAUGUGAAGUUUGAUCUUACUUGAUGAUGUGCAUAUGCUGGAAAUUUUGAGAUGCCAUUGCUUAUACUAGUUCAUGGAAUAAUCACAAACUAUUAGUUGAAAAAUGCUUGAGGAGGUUGUCACUGUUUGUGUUGCAAAGAAUGUUGUUAUGAAAGGUUCUAUGUGCUAAAGGUGAUUCGAAAUGCUUGUUAAUUGUGAUAUGGUCUCUUGUUGCUAUUCUUGAACUUGAAGCCUUAUGCAUAUUCCGUGGAUUCUUAAGUCCUUUGUUUCGUGGAGUUACUUGUUGGAUGAUUUACAAACUUAAGGUACAAUAUUAAGGACUUGUUGUUUGUGCCACUUAAAAAAAAAACAUGUCUUAUGCCAACAUUCCAAUUUGUGUUUUGUAUGCUCUCUUGUGUCCAUCACCAUGUAUCAAUAUCUUGUGCUUAUGUGUGUUUUUGUAACUUGUUGGGACUGUUAUAGAGAUCUUAAAGUGCAGAAUUUUGGUUGGCAUUGUUUGUGUCACAUUUCAUUUAUUUUGCCUUAUGAAAGUGCUUGGAAACUAUGGGAAUAAAAUGUGGAUGGGUUCUAAUUGUUGAUAUGAGAUAUAACAUGGUUUGUGAAGUUAAUGGGGACUGUUUUUGAACAUGAAAAUGCAGUUUUUGUUUUGUUUAUGUAGUUGUUGGUGCACUUCAAUCAUUUUGUUGAUUCAUGGGAAUGUAGAAACUAAAAGAAUUUGUGAUGUAUUUGGCUUAUGAUUGAGUUGUUGAUACAAGAUGGAAGUGAAGCUUAUUUGAAUGAUUAAUUGGUGUUAUUAAGUGCUGAAUUUUUUUCUGUUAUGACAUGCAUGCUAUUUUUUUUCUUUCUUUUUUAAAUUUCGCAAACGGACGCGACGCGUUGGCUUUCAUUGAAUCUGUCAUAUCUUUCUUACCGCUUUGGAUUUUUGCAAGUAUGAAUAGUGUUUCUUGAGUGGAAUAUGUUGUUUAGAACUGUUUGAAAGCGUUUAUUUUCGGUUUUAGCCGACUUUUUUUACCGUUUUCGCUUCUGCCCCGUCUUGAAAGUCGCGCUUCCGGGCCGAUUUUGUAAAUUCUAAUUGCAUAUUUGACUUCUUUAGCACGUUUUAAGCUUGCAAUAAAAUUUUGGAUUAAUUCUGACGAGUUUAGUUUUCACUGUUUUUACCCGGUUUUGCCGUUUCGGUGUACCGUUGUGCAUGUAAAUACUUGUGCUGGCUUCCGUAGUUUUAGUGUACAUAUUUGAUUUGCUUUUGAAUACUAUCUCAUGUUUCUUCUUAUUCGCUUUUGUUAUGUUUUCACUUUCUAUUCCGUUAUCCAUUUCCGGUUUCAGCUUAUAAUUCAAUAACGCAAUUCCGAUUGCGGUGUCUUGUUAUCUCUAACGUGUGUGUUAGUAUGCAAGGCAACAUGGAGGCUCUGGUCGAUGCCCGCUCUCGUGUUCCGCUUUAUUUGUGGGACACGACAUUUAUUCUCUCUCUGAUUCGCGUUUCUACACGCAUCCUUUAUCAUUAUACUUGCUUGUCCGGAUUUCUGUUUCCCUUGCAGGUGUAUGGUAUUCGUUGUGCCCGAUGCACACGUUGGCGCGUGAUUUACUUUCAUCGCGCCGAAUCUUGAUUGCUUAUGCGGAUUCUAAUCGGAGUGCUGACAUGUUUGCUGUUGCUUUUGCUAGCUCGCUCGCGGGAUCCUAGUUUACUCGCUCUCUUCGCUUUAGUUUACGGAUCAUCAUCCGUUUGGUAUUGAUUCCGUUUCAUUUUACUUUUCUCGCACUUUAUCGCUUUCUCGCAUCAUUCUUUAACAUGAGAAGUAGGACCUAGACAUGCAUCUGGCCAAGCCCUCGAAAGAGGCUCUGUUUUUGUUGGUAUGUUUACAUUUGUGCUUUGCGGCAGGGAGUCACGGUGUAAUAAGUCCUAUAUGGCACUCCGUUAAGUCCUCUUGGAAGGCACGCGGAAAGGGUUAGCAAUCAACCCCCGCCUAGUCUCAUCGAGUCUGUUCAGUAUGCGCACGCUACGCGUUGCUUGCUUCUGAACCUGCACAAGAUCUUGUUAUCGAGUAUGUCAGGAAAAGGGUUCAUGUAGCCGGACCCCCGCCUUUCCUAUAGCUCGCGUCGCUCGACGUUGAUGCUCGGUGUACGCACGCACCAUUUUCCUUUAUGAUCCGUGACGGCUUGGUUGCUGAGAGGGGUCCGCCCUCUUGUCUAUGGCCCGAUCAUUUUCGCGAGGUCUAAUGCUUGGUUGACUUGGGUUGAGCUGCUCCCCUUGGCUAUGGCGGGACCGCUUUUCUACCAUUCGGUCAGUACCGUUGGUUUGUUUGCUUCACGAGUGGAUGCUCGUUUGUGUGAUAUACUUGUUUGCUUCCCUCUUCCCUCGUAGGUUGAUAGUUUAGCUUAGACUUGUACCCUUUGUAUGAUAACAUUAGGUAGCAAGCUUUCCCCCUUAGCUUAGGUUUUCCUCAUGCAUUCUUUAAAACACAAACCACACUCUUUGAUUUUCUUUUCUUAAGAGCUUGUUAUUUCCGCUCCAUUCCCAAGCAUAAGUCUCCAAAGGUCGAGCAGCGGAGUGUGAAUGUAACUCGUUCACCUAAAAAACACAAAACAAACAGAAAUUAGUUAGCCGAGCUACGGUAGCUCUGAUUCUGCAAAACAGAUACGUAGGCAGCGGGGUAGGGCCCGUGCGAGCAUAAUCCUUUCUUUUCCCUACAUUAUGCAUUCAUUUUAGUCCAGAUUAGCGCAGCUUGCUUACACACCCAUAGAUUUAGACAUUAGCGUGGAUACCAUCGAGUACGAUGGGCGCGAGGGGUGCUAGCACCUUCCCCUCGCGUAACCGACUCCCUUACCCUUUUUCUCUGGUCGUGAGACCGUUGUUUUGUGGUUUGCUGGCAUUCCAUUCCUUUUCAGGAUAAAUAUGUUAGUGGCGACUCUGUUAAUUUUCGCGGUAGCGACAGCUGGCGACUCUGCUGGGGAAGUCUCGACCUAUUGCGGGUCCGGACUUAGCGAGUUGAUCCUAGCGCUUGUGUGUUUAUCUUUGGGUGUUUUUACUGCUUUGCAUAUUAUCUGUUUGCAUUGCAUUCUAUGUGCGCUUUUACUUUUCUGCAUCAUAUUCUGGACUGUCUGGAUUUCUAUCUGUGGGUGGGUGUUUCAAGAGGUAAAAGGCCCAAUACCCAGGCUAUGAGUGAUACCAUAGGAACUAGGAAUAGAGUGGCCGUGACGGACAGAAGGCGUAUGCCUGAUUGAUCUGAUCACGUAUCCACGGGCAGAGCUUGGUGGAAUGAGGCAAUAUCGUAUGAUAGCGCCUACAUUCGAUCCUCUGUUGGCUUUUUGACCUACCUUGGCCUAGAUUUACCCGUGAGUGGGGCGGGAAUCAAUCAUUGAUUAACAGGUACAUUGAUGGUGACUUUGGUUCUUGAUCGAGGGUUACCGCUGUUCUUGUUCGAGGGUUACCAUGGUUCUUGUUCGAGGGUUACUGUGGUUCUUGUUCGAGUGGUUUUGUUCCUGUUAUGAUGACUAUGGUUCUGUUUCUAUUGAUUAUGGCCCGUGAUCUACGGGGAGUUCUGAAUUGGUGCCGAACCUUUGAACCUGUGCCGUGUGAUUUCUCAGUAUCCCAGAUAUAUCCAGUAUUUCUGGUUCCCACCACUUUGCAUCAUUGCAUAUUUACUUUCCAAAAAAUGAUGUACAAAAAAUAACUAGCAUACAUGUUCCUUCCAUUUCCAAGGAAUCAUAUCUGUGAGCCUCGUGUCGAGCUUUUCCAUCUUUUGUUUGCCAAAAAUCAAAACACGAGAAUUCCUUGGGAAUUGAAUGAACAUGGCAUUGCAUUCAUAUCAUGCAUCUCAUACAUUUCAUGCAUAACAGAUGUUCUGGAUCGAGGAUUUCUUAUUCAGACUUGGUACUCUCACCAGACUCAAAGACUUCACUUGUUCUUACUGUGUGUUCAGAGAUUAGUCAUGAAACAACUUUAUGGGGUGACCAAGAAGAAAGCUCAGUUUGGGGUUCUUUUUGAAGGAUUGUCUUAUGCUCAUUUGCUUCCAUGCUUGCUUUAUUUGCAAUUGGUUAAGCUCCAUAAUGUGUUGAUGUCUACAGAUCCUCUGCUUGAUGAUGAUGACACUAGGUGUGAAUUCUAUUCUGGGGCACCUGGUCGUGAUGUUACUAUCUGCAAGUCUUUGAAAUUGCUUGGGGCUCCCGCACGAGGGAUAAGCAAGACAUUGUCUAUCUUGAGCAUUGCACCAUUUGCAUUGCUCGAAUCCCUAAUGCACUUACAGAUUCCGUGUGACUUCGCCAGAAUCUUCUGCCAGAUAGUAAUCAAGAGUGAUCUGCAAAGGCACCUCUCAUCCUCAAGGUUCUGUUUCAUAUCCAGAGUCACCUCCUCCUCUUCACGGAGUUUCCUUUCCAGUAACAUUUUCUUGUCAACAGAGGCAAAAAGAAUGUGAGAAACAAGCUGAUUUGAUCAUGACGCCUUUGUGUCUAGUUGCAUCCCUGCUUGUUGGAAUUUCAGUUGGUUCAGAUUCGUGCUUUGGUCUUCAUCACCACUGAUAGCUCUCUUGAUUUCAAUGACAAUACUUGGUGUUUUCCAUUCUCGGGGGACCUGAUCAUAAUGUCAAGUCUUACAAGGUGUUGAGGUACAAAGAGUCCAGAACUUGCGCGAUGCAGAGAUGUUUGAGUUUAUUCAUAACGGUUUCCACCGGUUAAUUCCAUUUCAUGCGCCACAAGUAGAAUGUUUGAUCCUCCUCAAGGGGUAACUCAUGAGAAUCACUUGCAAUCUCUACUUCCAAAGGCUUACUUCCUAACAGCUGUUGUGUGUUCCAAGUCGUGACUUUGAUGGCCAAGCGGCAGAGGUUAUUGUUGUUCGCCGAUAGUAAUACAAGUUUCCUCCAUUCAUGAUGGUGUUUUCUGUUUCAGCAGCCAUAUUUAGGGCUCCCGACUGAGGGAUAAGCAAGACUCCGUGUUCUUGAGUUCGCAUCUUUGGCAGCUCAAACCCCUAAAGCAUUCGCAAACUCCAGUCGCUGUUUUUUUGGGGCUCCCGACCGAGGGAUAAGCAAGACGCCUUGUAUCUUGAGUUUGUGCACCACUGGCACAACUCAAAUCCCUAAAGCUGAGCACUUACAACUUUCAUAUGGCCUCGCCAAAAUCUUCUUCCAGGAAGUGAUCUAAAGUGUUCUAAAGUAGUGCUUGGUGUGCUUUCCACUCUGGGGGCACUUGGUUAUCUGAUUGAAGACUGUAAGUCGCUAAAAGAUAAGAUUCAAGACCUGAUUGAUUCAAAGGCUGUCACAUUUGCACCUGAAGUCCAGAAUUGAAGUUCUCCUUUGACUCACUGGAUCUUUUGAAGCAAUAAGUCCAUACGGAGAGGAUCUCCUCAAUGUUGGCAUUUCUUAAAUCAUCUUGCAUGUUCAUGUUUAAGCCUUCUUGCUUUGUUCAAUAUUGUUGCAUGCAAUACUUGUUUGUUUUUGAACUAUAAUAAUAAUGCAUUGAAUAUGUUUGUCUUGAAAAAAUCCAUUCGCUUUUGCUCUUAUAUGUUUUUCUACGCUUUUUGUGAUACUCAACUCUUGUUAAUAAAGCAUGAUAAAUCUAAAGGGAGAAUGAUGAACAUAAUACCAAUAACCUCAAAUGGUAUGCUUUUGAGUAAAACCCUGUUGAUGAUGUACAGGCAUUGUUUCAUAUUCCUAAACACUGGAGAUAUAAGGGAGUGAAACCUUUGUUAACCCCUCUGAGCCUUCGAAGUAGGAGUUUCUUUUCUAUGUAGAAAAAACCCUUAUUUUAACCCUGGGGCAGGGUAGUAUUCAGUUGACCUGAUCGAGCAUUCAAAAUUCAUCAGGAGCACACAUCUAAGGAUACAAUAAUGGCUAUCUUUAAAAAGAUUGAGGAAAUUCAAAUCCACAACGGUUAUCCCUCACCUCAGGAGGUCGAGACAUCAAAAUUAUCCCUCACAUCAGGAGGUCAAGAUCGAAUAAUUCAAAGCCGUUGUGGUUUAUCCCUCACAUCAAGAGGUCAAAAUAUGACGAUACUACAAUGGUAAUUCUUCAUCUAUCAAAGACUCAGGCAGUCACUAUGCGUUUCCAACAAUUCAGAGAUUCAGGAUCACACGACUUGUUCAAAAAAAAAAGAGGAAAAAAAAGAAUGAAAAAGAAAAAGCCCGCUAAGUCAACAACUUGAAAACAAGUGACUUAGGAAAAAGUUAGGGCAUCCCGCUGGACAUCCAACUCAAAAUUCAAAAGAAUUUGUCCAGACAAAAAUUAGGGAUACAAGAAAAAAAAGCGAAAGCAAAACAAGGAUUACAAAAUAAGAAUCCUCAUCAAAAGAACAAGUCGUGUGAUCAGACACCAAAAACAAAAGGUAAAGUGGAUGUCGUGUCCAAAUACCUCAUUGAUUCCUCAAUCAUUCCAAAUUCCUCUUGAAAGAUGAAUGCUCGUGUCAAGUUAGCUGAACUUAGGAUUGGAGAACAUCAUGAAGGGGGUGGGCACCAAAUAUUUUGAGCCUAAAAAUCCUUUUUUCUAAAAACCGUGAACCUGGCCACGUUACAACCCUUAAAAGUCCUAAUUGAAGCAGGGUUGAUUUGAAAGCAGACUGUACAAGAGAAUACGGUAAGCUGACUCCUAGGAGAUCCGCUAAGCGCUUGAGUUGGUAUCACACCAUCUUUCUUUCAUAAAAAAUCGAUGUUACGACAUCCUUUCAAAAAGUUUCUUUUAACUUCAAGACAAACAUACUCUUUGCAUUAGAAUUAUAUUUCUCAUAAUAAACAUUCUUUGCAUAUGAACAAGUUCUUGACAUCAAGAAAGUUUCCACAAUGAACUUCAGAUGAAAUGUUCUAUCCUUCCGAAGGACAGGUUGUCUUUAGAACUCCGUUGAGCAGAGGCAGCAAUAUUUCAAAUUCUGAUCACCCUUAGGGGCACAGAAGCGUUUGAUUACUCUAUCGAGUAAGUUUUCAAUCAAUCUGAGGCAAUCAGGUCAAGAUUCUAAGAAUCUCUCAAAGUGCUAAGCAAUCAGGGGCAUUCACCCAAGCGUAGUCGAAGCUACUUCCAACACUGGUCAAUCAGGGCAUGGUGCCAAAAGUCAUGAUACUCGGGCAAGUCAGUUUGAUAUGAACGGAUACCAGAAGGUCCUUACAAGACGAAACUCUUCAAAGUCCCUAUCAGCUGGGGCAAGGCACUAUGCAUUGGCAUUUUAUCCUAAUCAGGAGGUGUUCAGUUUAAGUUCAGGUGUGAGCUAAACAACUUAUGAACUCGAAUACCGUCGAGAAGUCAGGGUCGUAAUCCUUAACAUUGAUCUGAGACUGAAAGUCCAAUACUUAUUGGCAUCCUCACAAUCAUACGAAUAUGCAGAACACUAUGAAAGCCAAUGCCUGUUUGGUCCCUUUGAAGUCAACACUUGCUUGACCCUUAAGCCCACUUCCAGGUGGCAUUCUCUUGGAGAAUCAAUGCCUGUUUGAUACUCUGGCCGAUACUUGUUUGGUGUUCUAAUCACUGCUUGCCUGUCAACUCAUUGAAUCCAUUGCCUGUAUGGAAAGUUUCAAAGCCAAGAUGUCUGACAAUCUGUUUGCUCUUGCAUUUUCCUAUUGUGGGUGAGCAUCACUAUCCUCUGCCAUGUGAGGAAAUCCCAAAGAUGUCAUGCUAUAUCCUGGAGCAUUUUCAUUUGUUUGUCUCGCAGGUACGUCCUUGCAAGCGCUUCGUAUCAGCAUAUCAACGGACCAAAUCAUGAGAGAUUCUCACUCCCUAGCCGAGUGCUUCAUAACGAGAUAUUCUCAUUCCCCAGCGGAGUGCAUUCAGAUGAGACUUUCUUGGUUCCAAGAUUCUCAUAUCCCCAGUAAAGCACGUCUCGAUGCAUUCUCCGUGCAUCUGAAGUCUUAUUCCCCGGUGGAAUAUUUUCUCCCCAGUUGAAUCAUGAUUGAAUGGUAUCUAAUUCCCCAGCAAGCUCUUAAUGAGGUUCCUUUCCCGAAUGCCUCAUUUUCCCCAGCAGAGUGUUUCUCUCCCCAACAGAUUGACCUGUUUUCCCCAGGAGAGUCAUCUUAUUCCCCAGUGGAAUGGUCUUAACAAAGGUUCUUAUGCUAAGUUCCUUAUCCCCAGCGGAUCUCUCAUCUCCUCAGUGGAUCGUUAUGCAGAAGUAUUCAUCUUCCCCACUGAAUCUUUCCUCAGCAGAGGUUCACAUGUAUCCUCAACAUAAUCUGUUUCCGUCAAGGAUUUCUCCAGCGGAAUGCGUUCCACGCAAGCAAGUUGGUUACUCUCCAUCAGAGUUGUCUCCAUGACUUGCUCUUAUCUCUUCAUCCCCAGUAUGUCGAGAAUUUGCUUCUCCAGUGAAGUUGCAUGGGUCUUCCCCAAGCAGUUAAGUGGGAUGUUCAUAUCUUCAAGCAAGAUUUGUUCCCCAACCAGAGCUCGCAUCCAAAUUUGAUCGUCUCCAGCAGAUUUCUGAUUCAUCUCUGUCAGCUCGUAGUUCGUGACUUCUAGUCACUCAUCUUGUCCUCCCCGCAGAGUUCUAUAAUCUCUCCAGGACUUCUUCAGCAAUUCAGUGCUCCUCCGUUGUCUCCCCAAGCAACGUUCGAAUCAUGCAUCAUUUGCAUUGCAUUCUCAAAAGCGUAUAGCGUCUUCCUUCUCGGAAACGUUAUUCCAUACACAUUCAUACAUACAUCAUGCAUAAACCAUAUCAUAUCUGUUGUUUCUUUCUACAGGAAAGUUAUCCAGAUUCAAAUGCUCCCUAGAGAGCAAUAUUCGCCUAGUCAUUACAGGCGCUUAUCCUGAUGUUUUGAAUCAGACGAGGAUUGUUCUACUUAUUUUCUGGCACAACUCAGAUCAGUUCAAAGACAUUCCUAUUCCCGAUGCCCCCAGAUCGGUGGAAGAUAUUUGUUCCUAUUCCUGAUAAAUCAGACUUUCAGUUGAAGGAACCGCCUCCGGAUCUCCCAAGAUCUUCCGAAGGAGCAAGCCCUCUGAUACAUCAGAUCAGUUGGAAAUAUCUACUCCCUGACGAUUUAGUUCGUUCAGAAGAAGAAACUCGUUUGCCCAGUCCUGAUACCUUACUAUCAGUUGAGGACGUUUUCUUUACCCGACGUACACAGUUCGGAAGAAACAUCUGUUCCUAUCCUAAUAUUCAGAUUCAGAUUAGUUGAAGGAACCGCCUCCGGAUCCCCGUGGUCUUACGAAGGAGCAAGCCACUGAUAUCAUCAGAUCAGAUGGAGAUGUUUGCCUGAUUGACUUUUUCAUUCAGAUGAAGAUUGUCCUACUUAUUUUCUGGCAUCAUGCCCAGAUCAGUUUAAAGGCAUUCUUUCCCCGGCGUACACAGUUCGGAAGAGAUAUUGUUCCUAUCCUGAUUACCAGUUCAGUUGAAGGAACCGCCUCCGGAUCCCCGUGGUCUUACGAAGGAGCUAGCCGCUAAUUCCCAGAUUAGUAGGAAUAUCUACCUGAUGAUUUAAUUGCAUCAGAAGAGAUGUCUGCCCAGAUUCCCAGAUCAUGAUUCCCAGAUCAGAGAUACUUAUUACCCGUUGAUAUUCAGAUCAACCGAUGUAUCUCCUUCGAUUCCCAGAUCGACCUAAGACAUCUAUCCCGAUGCAUGUUCGGAGACAUCUGCUACGUCUGAUAUUCAGAUCAGUCGAGAUGUUCCUUCUCUUGAUGCCCAGAUCAUUUGAAGUAUUUUCCCCUGCUUGUGGGUGCCCGUUCCCUCUUAUCACAAGUUGGAGCAUAUUUAUUAUCCAGAUCAAUUGAAGUUUUUUCUCCCUGCUUGCGGGGUGGUACAUUCCUUCUUAUCACAAGACGGAAUCUUCUAUUGAUCAAGAGUGCAAAUUUUCGAGUUCAUUCUGGUAUUCAAUCUCCUUCCACCUCAACUGUUCGAAACUUUCGUUUCUCACUCGCCAGGUUCAAGAAGUUUGAAUAGGGGCAGCUGUUGCACCCCAAAAUUUGCCCUCUUUAUUUGAGAUAUAAGUUAAUAAUGACAUUUAUUUCGUCAUUCAAAAACGGAAGAAAAAUAAUAAAGAGUUCUUGAGAUGUUAAGGUAGUAAAGUGUGAAGAAUGGUUUAAAACAGUGAAAGUACGAGAAAAUUCACAAAUACUAUUUGGAAGGUGAUAUGAGUUAAGUUCCCGCGUUGUCCCCACUGUUUCGACGAUAUCUACAACUUUCGUGUUCGGCUCGGAAGCCAAUUCUUUGAGGAAGGUCGUCAAAUUUGCAAAUUAUUUGAGGUUUCGUAGUAAAAAACAGUGCUGAAUGUAGGGUUUCGUGCCUCGGAAAAUUCAUAUCUCCUAAUCCGCCUGUCGGAUUCGCUUGAAAAUUUAACUGGAGCUCCGUGUCAUCAUUACCAAGAUUUCAUAUGUUCGGACCAUCGGCCGAUUAUGCACCAAAAGUGCCCAGCAUUUUGAAGAACAUUGUAAUCUUUCGGUGAAAAGUGUGUUUUCGGGUAUGUCGCGCCGAGUUCAAAAAUUCAUAACUUCUUCGAUUUUUAUCGUAUGAAGUCCAUUCCGGCGGCAUUUUCUCGGAAAUUUCGUUAUCUUCGAUUCUUCGUCACACAUGCUAAGUCAGAUUUCGAGCCGAUGUUUGAGUUUUAUCACGUUCUUUGAGCGGUACUCGCAAAAUUCUGCACAGUCGCUCCAGAUGAACCGAUAUUUCUCGUCAUUCAAACGCGCAUGAUUUCCUCACCGUUUUUCGGAUUGAGACGAUUCUCGCGGCUACGAGUCACAAAUUUGGUCAUCUUCGCAGUGACGUUCGUUUUAUUUCCAAAUUUCGCACCGAGUCAUAUUUCCCCGAAAACGAGCAAAAAAGAGAUACGUCGGGGGCAUUUUUGACAUUUCACCAUUUAAACUAUAUAUACUUUUUUCCCUCUUUUUCUCUCAUAAUUCCACUUUUACCAAAAAUCACACAAACAACAUUCAAUUCUCUCUCCCUUCUCUCUAGAAUCAAAAUACAAAAAAUUAAAAAAAACUCAAGAACGUGAUGAUGAAGAUGAUGAAGAUCACCUAACUAAAACUCAUUGCCUCGCCGAUCGUCACCUUCUCAUACUGCCGCUCUAUACCGCUUGCCGAUUGUCACUCCUUCUCCGUGACGUCAGUCAACGAGGAUCCAAGCAACGCUGUCCGUCAUCACCGUUCGACGACGCAACGCUGUCUGUCAAGCUUCUCUCGAUCGUCGCCGUUCAAGCUUUGUUUUCGCAGCACUUCGUUCGGUUAGUUCUUCUUCAAUUCUUGUGUUGACAUGCUGAAGUAGAUUUAAUUAUAGUUGUUGAUGGAAAGAGUGAUGUAUAGACCUUAUUUGUGCUUUGUGUAGUAGUAAAUUGGCGUUACUAUCAGUUGAGGUAUCUUGAGAAUUGGUGGAGAUUUUUGAUAAUUUGUAUGCGUAAGGCUUGCGUUGUUUUGGUUAGGAAAUUUGCGAAAACGACGAUGAAAUUAAUUGGCGGAUGGCGUUGUUUAGUUAAAAUUGUGUGAAUCAAUCAAAGCUUAUAUGAGAAUUUGCUGUGCUUGAACCGAAUGAUGCGAUGAACUGUGAAAUGCUUCAUGUUAAAUCAGAAAUGAUACAGAGUAUUAAUAAAAAAAUAUUGUUGGUGUGAUAAUGCUUGAAGUUGAUUCGUGAAGGGAAUAGAUGGAAAUUAAGUGUUGAUUGAUACAUUGAUUAGAGAAGAAUAUUAUUGUUGAAAUAUGCAUUCCAUGUGUUUGCCUAAAUGAUUGUAUGAUUGUAUGAUUUUAUUGUUUUUUGUUGAUGACAUUUAGUGUUAGAAUAAAGCAUGCUUGUGGUGCUCAUAAUCAUUUAAUCUUGUUGUUUUAAAAGUGUUGGUUUGAAGAAAUUCAUGAAAGUUUCGGUGGUGAUUAAAUGCUAUCAUUCUAAGCUUGUGCGUGAGUAUGGUUAAUGAAUGUUCGGUAACAAUAUGAUUGUGUAGUGUCAAUGGAGUUCAAAUAUACAUGCUGAAAAUUGUGGUUGUGUUUGAUGGAUAAUUGUUGGAAAUGAUAAUGAUAAUUGUUGCAUUUGUUGUAAGUUCUAGAUUGUUGCAAAUUAGUGAUUGAGAUAAUUGUGAGAUGAUGUGAUAAGGUGUUGGGAAUUGCUUCAUGAAGAAAUCUGAAUUGGAAAUGUAGUUUGUCGAUAGAGGGAAGCAUGGUUUAUGUGUGUAUUUUUUUUUAGUUAAAUGUGAAGUUUGAUCUUACUUGAUGAUGUGCAUAUGCUGGAAAUUUUGAGAUGCCAUUGCUUAUACUAGUUCAUGGAAUAAUCACAAACUAUUAGUUGAAAAAUGCUUGAGGAGGUUGUCACUGUUUGUGUUGCAAAGAAUGUUGUUAUGAAAGGUUCUAUGUGCUAAAGGUGAUUCGAAAUGCUUGUUAAUUGUGAUAUGGUCUCUUGUUGCUAUUCUUGAACUUGAAGCCUUAUGCAUAUUCCGUGGAUUCUUAAGUCCUUUGUUUCGUGGAGUUACUUGUUGGAUGAUUUACAAACUUAAGGUACAAUAUUAAGGACUUGUUGUUUGUGCCACUUAAAAAAAAAACAUGUCUUAUGCCAACAUUCCAAUUUGUGUUUUGUAUGCUCUCUUGUGUCCAUCACCAUGUAUCAAUAUCUUGUGCUUAUGUGUGUUUUUGUAACUUGUUGGGACUGUUAUAGAGAUCUUAAAGUGCAGAAUUUUGGUUGGCAUUGUUUGUGUCACAUUUCAUUUAUUUUGCCUUAUGAAAGUGCUUGGAAACUAUGGGAAUAAAAUGUGGAUGGGUUCUAAUUGUUGAUAUGAGAUAUAACAUGGUUUGUGAAGUUAAUGGGGACUGUUUUUGAACAUGAAAAUGCAGUUUUUGUUUUGUUUAUGUAGUUGUUGGUGCACUUCAAUCAUUUUGUUGAUUCAUGGGAAUGUAGAAACUAAAAGAAUUUGUGAUGUAUUUGGCUUAUGAUUGAGUUGUUGAUACAAGAUGGAAGUGAAGCUUAUUUGAAUGAUUAAUUGGUGUUAUUAAGUGCUGAAUUUUUUUCUGUUAUGACAUGCAUGCUAUUUUUUUUCUUUCUUUUUUAAAUUUCGCAAACGGACGCGACGCGUCGGCUUUCAUUGAAUCUGUCAUAUCUUUCUUACCGCUUUGGAUUUUUGCAAGUAUGAAUAGUGUUUCUUGAGUGGAAUAUGUUGUUUAGAACUGUUUGAAAGCGUUUAUUUUCGGUUUUAGCCGACUUUUUUUACCGUUUUCGCUUCUGCCCCGUCUUGAAAGUCGCGCUUCCGGGCCGAUUUUGUAAAUUCUAAUUGCAUAUUUGACUUCUUUAGCACGUUUUAAGCUUGCAAUAAAAUUUUGGAUUAAUUCUGACGAGUUUAGUUUUCACUGUUUUUACCCGGUUUUGCCGUUUCGGUGUACCGUUGUGCAUGUAAAUACUUGUGCUGGCUUCCGUAGUUUUAGUGUACAUAUUUGAUUUGCUUUUGAAUACUAUCUCAUGUUUCUUCUUAUUCGCUUUUGUUAUGUUUUCACUUUCUAUUCCGUUAUCCAUUUCCGGUUUCAGCUUAUAAUUCAAUAACGCAAUUCCGAUUGCGGUGUCUUGUUAUCUCUAACGUGUGUGUUAGUAUGCAAGGCAACAUGGAGGCUCUGGUCGAUGCCCGCUCUCGUGUUCCGCUUUAUUUGUGGGACACGACAUUUAUUCUCUCUCUGAUUCGCGUUUCUACACGCAUCCUUUAUCAUUAUACUUGCUUGUCCGGAUUUCUGUUUCCCUUGCAGGUGUAUGGUAUUCGUUGUGCCCGAUGCACACGUUGGCGCGUGAUUUACUUUCAUCGCGCCGAAUCUUGAUUGCUUAUGCGGAUUCUAAUCGGAGUGCUGACAUGUUUGCUGUUGCUUUUGCUAGCUCGCUCGCGGGAUCCUAGUUUACUCGCUCUCUUCGCUUUAGUUUACGGAUCAUCAUCCGUUUGGUAUUGAUUCCGUUUCAUUUUACUUUUCUCGCACUUUAUCGCUUUCUCGCAUCAUCCUUUAACAUGAGAAGUAGGACCUAGACAUGCAUCUGGCCAAGCCCUCGAAAGAGGCUCUGUUUUUGUUGGUAUGUUUACAUUUGUGCUUUGCGGCAGGGAGUCACGGUGUAAUAAGUCCUAUAUGGCACUCCGUUAAGUCCUCUUGGAAGGCACGCGGAAAGGGUUAGCAAUCAACCCCCGCCUAGUCUCAUCGAGUCUGUUCAGUAUGCGCACGCUACGCGUUGCUUGCUUCUGAACCUGCACAAGAUCUUGUUAUCGAGUAUGUCAGGAAAAGGGUUCAUGUAGCCGGACCCCCGCCUUUCCUAUAGCUCGCGUCGCUCGACGUUGAUGCUCGGUGUACGCACGCACCAUUUUCCUUUAUGAUCCGUGACGGCUUGGUUGCUGAGAGGGGUCCGCCCUCUUGUCUAUGGCCCGAUCAUUUUCGCGAGGUCUAAUGCUUGGUUGACUUGGGUUGAGCUGCUCCCCUUGGCUAUGGCGGGACCGCUUUUCUACCAUUCGGUCAGUACCGUUGGUUUGUUUGCUUCACGAGUGGAUGCUCGUUUGUGUGAUAUACUUGUUUGCUUCCCUCUUCCCUCGUAGGUUGAUAGUUUAGCUUAGACUUGUACCCUUUGUAUGAUAACAUUAGGUAGCAAGCUUUCCCCCUUAGCUUAGGUUUUCCUCAUGCAUUCUUUAAAACACAAACCACACUCUUUGAUUUUCUUUUCUUAAGAGCUUGUUAUUUCCGCUCCAUUCCCAAGCAUAAGUCUCCAAAGGUCGAGCAGCGGAGUGUGAAUGUAACUCGUUCACCUAAAAAACACAAAACAAACAGAAAUUAGUUAGCCGAGCUACGGUAGCUCUGAUUCUGCAAAACAGAUACGUAGGCAGCGGGGUAGGGCCCGUGCGAGCAUAAUCCUUUCUUUUCCCUACAUUAUGCAUUCAUUUUAGUCCAGAUUAGCGCAGCUUGCUUACACACCCAUAGAUUUAGACAUUAGCGUGGAUACCAUCGAGUACGAUGGGCGCGAGGGGUGCUAGCACCUUCCCCUCGCGUAACCGACUCCCUUACCCUUUUUCUCUGGUCGUGAGACCGUUGUUUUGUGGUUUGCUGGCAUUCCAUUCCUUUUCAGGAUAAAUAUGUUAGUGGCGACUCUGUUAAUUUUCGCGGUAGCGACAACAUCCAGGAAAAUAAUGUAAUAUAGUUUUUAGAUAUCGUAGCUGCUCAUUUAAUAAAUGAUUAUUUUGUUUAAUUGGUUCAUUCUGUUUUUUUGGAUAUAGACCUGCAUUUAACAGACAAUAAAUUGAAAAACUUGACGCUCAUUGCCAUUGAGGACAUGUUGCAGUCCAAUCGAAGAAGCUUGCAUGAGUUUAAGGAUAUGCCAUAUCCCGACUCAUAUGUCACAAGAGACAUUGGCAACCGUCUGAUUUAUGACGAACGCGAUUACAACGUUAAUGACGAAAGAAAAAAUUUCACAUCUCUGUUCAAAGCACUCACAGGAAAUAUAUAUAGAGUAUGCAUAAAUCAGCGCUCAGAAGCUUUGUCUCAAAUGGUUCAGCAUGCAACAUCAGAACAUGGUCUGGCAAGACAUCAGAAGAUGGUCGAAGCAGAAUCAGAACAUGGGUCUAUGGAAGCAUCAGAAGAACAAGAGAUCAGAAGCACUGAAGUUCUGAUGGUAUCACGCUCAGAAGCACUUCAAGGUCAGAAGAUCAGAAGAUGCUAUGCACCAAGCUGUUUGACUCUGAUGAUAAUCAAACGUUGUAUUCACAAACAUCAGAUCAGAAGAAAGUACAAGUGGCAGGCUACGCUGACUGACAAAAGGAACGUUAGAAGCUAUUAAAGGCAACGUCAGUAGACACAGCGUGAACAAGGCUCGAGGUAGUUGACAAAAGCGUAUAACAUUAAAUGCGAUGCUGUACGGAACACGCAAAGCAUUAAAUGCACUCAACGGUCAUCUUCUCAAACGCCUAUAUAUAUGAAGUUCUGAUGAGAAGCAAGGUUAACGAUUCUGCACCAAAAACAACUCAUAUCAACUUGCUGAAACUCUGUUCAAAUCAAAACUCAGAAUCUUCAUCUUCAUCAAAGCUCACUACAUUGCUGUUGUAAUAUCUUAGUGAGAUUAAGCUUAAACUUUAAGAGAAAUAUCACUGUUGUGAUUAUAGCUUUUUAGAAGCAUUGUAAAACUCUUAGAAAGAUUACAUUAAGUUGUAAGGAACUAGAGUGAUCAAGUGUUGAUCAGGAUACUCUAGGAAGUCUUAGCUUGUGUCUAAGCAGUUGUAAUUAGAGUGAUCACGUGGUGGUCAGGAUACUCUAAGAAAGUCUUAGCUUGUGUCUAAGCAGUUGUUCCUGGAGUGAUCAGGUUGUGAUCAGGAUACUCUAGAAGACUUAGUUGCGGACUAAGUGGAAAACCAUUGUAAUCCGUGCGAUUAGUGGAUUAAAUCCUCAGUUGAGGUAAAUCAUCUCUGCGGGGGUGGACUGGAGUAGUUUAGUUAACAACGAACCAGGAUAAAAAUAACUGUGCAAUUUAUUUUUAUCUGUCAAGUUUUUAAAACUACACUUAUUCAAACCCCCCCUUUCUAAGUGUUUUUCUAUCCUUCAAUUGGCAUCAGAGCGCCGGUUCUAAGGUGCAAGCACUUAACCGUGUUUAGAAAAGAUUCAGGAAGAGAAAAACGCUUCAUUAAAAGAUGGCUGGUGAAUCUCAAGCAAAUCCAACUCCAUCUACAUCUGGCUCUGUUGUCAAACUCGCGAGUCUACUCAGACUCGUAAAGGGUUCGUAGACUCGACUCGCAAAAUCGACUCGUAAACUCGUACGAGUCUAUGGAAAAUUAAAAUUACUUUAAAAAACCUAUAAGUGAUACAUAUAUGACACACUCCUAUAUUUUUAAACUUGUAAAUCCCUCAUAUAUGACACAAAUAUAUAUAAUAGAACACCUAUUAACAUUAAAACUUAAAUGUCAUACUUCAUAACAAAUUUGUUAGCAAAAAGAAAUCGACAAUAAAACAAAAAAAAUAGCAAAGUAUGUAGUUAAAGACUUAUAGUACUAAAAUCUUGUCAAUUGCUACUACAUAAAGGGAAAAAACACAAAACAUAUAUGCUAAUGGCUUCCAACAUCGAAAACUCUAGUAAAAUCAUCACCACCAAUAUCAUCACCAACUUCUUCAUCGGUAUCUUGAGUAUCAUCAUCAAACUCUACCCUAGAUAAAACAUCUUCUUAAUCAUUAGCCAAUGUUAAAUUUUUUGAUGUUCCACUUCCACCUAAUUCAACAUUUCCACCACCACCACUUCACAACAUUAGUAACAACAACAUCAUCUUCCACAAUAUUACUAAUAAUAACAUCAUCUUGCUCAACAUUAAAUUUAAUUUGCAUAUUUUCUUCAUUAGGAUCUUAAGUUAUCCAUUCAUACUCUAAAUGAAUAUCUUCAAAUGAACGAACAACACUCUUCGCUUUUCCUUUUCUACUUUUCAAUUUCAAAUUGCACAUGAAAUAAACUAAAUUAUUUAUUUAUGCAACUUAUUUCUUCUCUUGGAAUGAACUUGCAAAGCAAAUAACAAUUCAACUCAAUGUUUCUAAAAAAUAAAAAUCAAAUCUAUAAACAAACAAAUAAUAAUUCAUUACCAUUUUAAAGGAACUCCAAUUUUGUUCACGACCAUAUGAGCUGCAAGUUAAGCUUCAAACACGAAUUGCAAGCCUCUUUAAUUUUGUAGUCAUAUCUCCAUGGAAAUACCGUACAAGAGACUAGGAGAGAGACUUUCUAAUUCUCAUACAAGCAAAAAAAUAAGGUUUUUUUUUAAAAUAAAAGAAAAUAUUCUGGGGAAUUUGGGCCUUUUUUGGUUUAAAACAAACAAAAUAAAAAAUACUGAUAGACUCGUAAACUCGUGAUAGACUCGCGAGUCCAUACGAGUUUAUGCGAGUCUACCCAUGUCUACUUGAGUCUAUCAAAAAACGAUUCUAUGUGUGAGUCUACUCGUUUAUGCUUCCUAGACUCGUAAACUCGUACGAGUUUACGAGUCUACCCGCGAGUUUGACAACCAUGUCUGCUGAGCAACACAAUGGAAACAAUGGUUAUACUAGACCACCAGUAUUUGAUGGUGAAAACUUUGAAUACUGGAAAGAUAAACUGGAAAGUUACUUUCUUGGUCUAGAUGGUGAUCUAUGGGAUCUUCUGAUGGAUGGUUACAAACAUCCAGUAAAUGCCAGAGGCGUAAAGCUGACAAGGCAAGAAAUGAAUGAUGAUCAGAAAAAGCUUUUCAGGAAUCAUCAUAAAUGCAGAACUGUUUUGCUGAAUGCUAUCUCUCAUGCUGAGUAUGAGAAGAUAUCUAACAGGGAAACGGCCUAUGACAUAUAUGAGUCCUUGAAAAUGACUCAUGAAGGAAAUGCUCAAGUCAAGGAGACUAAAGCUCUAGCUUUAAUCCAGAAGUAUGAAGCCUUCAAGAUGGAGGAUGAUGAAGACAUUGAAAAGAUGUUUUCAAGAUUUCAAACUUUGACUGCUGGAUUGAGAGUUCUUGACAAAGGCUACACCAAGGCUGAUCAUGUAAAGAAGAUUAUCAGAAUUUUGCCCAGAAGAUGGGGCCCAAUGGUGACUGCAUUCAAGAUUGCAAAGAAUCUGAAUGAAGUUUCUUUGGAAGAGCUUAUCAGUGCCUUGAGAAGCCAUGAAAUUGAGCUGGACGCAAAUGAGCCUCAGAAGAAAGGUAAGUCUAUUGCAUUAAAAUCAAAUAUCAAAAAAUGCACUAACGCUUUUCAGGCAAGAGAAGAAGAUUCUGAAGAAUCAGAAUCUGAAGAAGAAGAUGAACUGUCCUUGAUCUCCAGAAGGCUAAAUCAACUCUGGAAGAACAGGCAUAGGAAGUUCAGAGGCGUCAGAAGUUCAAAGAAAUUUGAACGUGGAGAAUCUUCUGAUGACAGAAGAUCUGACAAGAAGAAGGCUGUCUGCUAUGAGUGCAAUGAGCCUGGACAUUACAAGAAUGAGUGUCCGAAACUUCAGAAGGAGAAUCCCAAGAAGAAGUUUCAUAAGAAGAAAGGUCUUAUGGCAACCUGGGAUGAAUCAGAAGUUGAUUCAGACUCUGAAGAUGAGCAGGCCAACUGUGCGCUGAUGGCGACAGAAGAUGACGGAUCAGAAUCUACAUCAGAAUCAGAUUCUGAAGAGGUAUUUUCUGAACUUACUAGAGAUGAGUUAGUUUCCAGUCUAACAGAACUUCUGGAAUACAAGUCUCAGAUUAGUCUCAAAUACAAAAAACUGAGAAAGCUAUUUGAAUUUGAAACUAAGAAGCUUGAGUUGGAAAAUUCUGAAUUAAAAGAAAAACUUUUAAAAUUAUCCAAUAAUGUUGGAUCUCCUUCUGAUUCAGAAAAAUCCACUCCUAGUUUAAACCAUAUUCUGAAAGAAUAUGAUUUAAGUUUCAGGAAGUUCUUAUCUAGAAGCAUAGGCAGAAGUCAACUUGCUUCUAUGAUAUAUGCUGUGUCUGGAAAUAAAAGAGUAGGCAUUGGUUAUGAGGGUGAAACCCCAUACAAACUUGAACAUGUUGAUAAGAUGAAAAUCACAUACAAGCCAUUGUAUGAUGAGUUCAAGUAUGACCACUCCCAUGAUAUUAGGCACACAUCACAUGCACAAAGCUUUCACAUUACACACACCAAAAAGCAUGUGACACAACCUAGGAAAUAUCAUGAAACUCACAUUAAGAAUCAUCAUGCUAUUUCUCAUACUGCUUACAAUGUUAAACCCAAGUUCAACCAGAACUUGAAGAGAACUAACAAGAAAGGACCCAAGAAGAUGUGGGUACCUAAGGAUAAGAUCAUUCCUAUUGCAGAUAUCCUUGGCUGCAAAAAGGACAAAGCACAACAUGUCAUGGUUGUUGCACCCCAAAAUUUGCCCUCUUUAUUUGAGCUAUAAG